AUGAUCAAAGCAUUAGCAGCAGUUAAAAAACAAAUUGAAGAAAUAAAUGAAUAUGAAAAAAGAAUUGGACCAGAUUGUAAUUUAUCACAAUUCCAAGUAACAUUAGAGAAUUUUAAUAAAUUAAGACAAGCACAAAAUGCAGUUAUAUUAGCUAAACAAAGUAAAGCAAAUAGUGGUAAGAUAGUUGAACCAACCGAAGCACAAUUGGUAGCCAAUUUCAUUGAAUGGUUAAAGGGUAAAGGAUUUGAUGAAAGUAAAUGUAAAGUAAAGAUUGAUAGAAACACAUCAGAGGGUACUGGUUUAGUUGCAACUCAAGACAUUAAAGAGGGAGAGGAUUUUGUAGAGAUACCAAGCAACCUUUUCAUUACGACUGCAGUAGCAUUCCAGGGAUUGGGAAAACCACCAAUUUUAGAGAAUGACCGUUUAAUUCAAUCGAUUCCAGGUAUUUUAUUAUCAAUUUUUUUAGUUAAGGAAUUGUCCAACCCAACCUCUGAAUGGGGACCAUAUAUAAAACUAUUACCAAAACAAUACAACACCGUCUAUUAUUGGGGUCUCAAGGAGUUUACCCAAUUCAGAGGCUCACCAAAUUUAGAGUAUGCCAUGAGAUAUGUUCGUGGUGCCAUGCGUCAAUAUUGUUAUCUCUACUCAAUGAUUGAUCGUACUCAAAGUAAUAUUAUGCCAAUUUCAUCAUUUACAUGGGAUGCCUUUGUUUGGGCCAUUUCAACCGUUCAAUCACGUCAAAAUCCAGUCUAUGCAGGUAAUGGUAAUGGUAGUAUUAUGGCUUUGAUUCCAUUUUGGGAUUUCUGUAAUCACUCAAGCACCGGUAGCAAAAUCACCUCAUUCUAUCACAUGGAUUCCAAUUGUAUGACCAGUGGCGCCAUAAAGGAUUUUAAAAAGGGUGAGCAAGUUUACAUGUUCUAUGGACCACGUGAUAACACUCAAUUGUUAAUGCAUGCUGGUUUCGCAACUAAAACCAAUCUCCAUGAUUCUUAUCCAUUCGAAUUACAUUUGUUAGAAGGUAAUCAUGAAAUUCGUCAUGAUAAAGUUCAUCUCCUCGAAGAACGUGGUAUUAGAGAUGGUGUCGUUGUAAACUUAAAUCAAAAUCCAACCUCAAAUGAACUCCCACUCGAAUUGAUUCCAUUCUAUCGUAUCUAUGCCCUCAGUGAACAAGAAACUCGUGCAAUCGCACCACCACAAGUACCUGGUGAACAUAAUCAUCAUCAUGGCCAUCAACUCGAACUUAAACCAUUGGCUUUCAAAAUUAUCACUCAAGAGAAUGAAGAGAAAGCUUAUUCAAAUUUGGUUCAAGCACUCAAAGGUAAACUUGCUUCUUAUCCAACCACUUUAGAAGAGGAUGAACAAGAAUUGAAAAAGAAUCCACCUGCAAAUCAAAGAUUCAUUUUAUACACUAAAAUCAAUGAAAAGAAAAUUUUAGAUAGAAAUAUCAAAUAUCUUGAAUCUUUAAUUAAAAAAGGUGUUAUGAAUGUUACCUUCAAAUUACCAGAAUUAGUUGAACAUACUGAACAUGCUAAUCAUGAUCAUGAACAUGGUGAUAAUUGUAAUCAUGAAGAUCAUGGUAGUCAUGGUCAUUCUCAUGGUGGUGAUGAUAGUCAUGGUCACUCUCAUGGUGGUAAUGAUAAUCAUAAUCAUUCACAUGGUGGUCAUGGUCAUUCACAUCAACAUGGUGCAAAUUGUAACCAUUAA
Messenger RNA from Dictyostelium discoideum AX4, 1704 nucleotides. It is a transcript of the gene cnrI, whose product is annotated as SET domain-containing protein. Lineage: Eukaryota; Evosea; Eumycetozoa; Dictyosteliales; Dictyosteliaceae. Gene Ontology annotation, cellular component: cytoplasm. The transcript has 2 exons. The record is from RefSeq and is a predicted model, not a curated record. The coding region runs from base 1 to 1704 and encodes 567 amino acids. Gene Ontology annotation, molecular function: N-methyltransferase activity; protein-L-histidine N-tele-methyltransferase activity; S-adenosylmethionine-dependent methyltransferase activity.